AUGGGGGUCUGUGCGGACCCCCACCCUGAGGAGGGGCAGAAAGCAGGAGCCGGGAAAUGGCCAGGGGAUGCUCGGGGGCUGCCCCAGCAUCUGCUCCGCUCCCGGCUCCAGGAGGUGGGAAAUGGCUCCUGGAAGUGCCGAGAACCAGCCCGCGAUGGAGCCGCCUCCCCGCGGCCCCGGCCGGGCCGUCUGGCCGCUGACCUGCCUGCUGCUGCUCUCCCUGCGCGGUUGGCCAGCACGAAGGCACCCCGCAUCCCGCUGCUGGUGCACAGGCACGUCGUGAGGGUACGGGGCUCGCGUGUGCUGCUGGCAAAUACCCGCUGGGAGGUGGCUCCACCGGGCUCCGAGCCCCACUGCGCUUCGGGGGGGGUGGGGGCAUCGCUCUGCGUGCUGCUGCUGGAGUUUGAAGAUGUUUCUGAGCAAGCAAUGAGUCAGGUUGGUCCUGGUGUAGGGCUGUUGGGCGCAAGGGAGCACGCAGAGGGUGCUCGCGCACCGCUGCCUGACGAGGGGGUGAUGUGGGCUUGGUGGUACGAGAUGCGCGCGGACCACCCGCAGCCCGGCUGCAAACCUGGGCUCUUGGAGAGGCGACCCCGCUGCCUGCAGAGACAAAUCCCUGUGACCCCCGGGAAGGCAGGGACGUUGUGCCGAGGUGGCGGUGCGGGUGCCCAGGUGGGGCAGGGCUUCGAGCUGCAGCAGCCCCAGGACACGGUGUCGGUGACAGCGGGGGAAACGCUCACCCUGAACUGCACCACGUCCAGUGGCAGGCCUGCUGGCCCCGUGAAGUGGCUGAAGGGUUGGGGCAGUGGGAACCAGACUGUCUAUGGGCAGACGGGCUCCUUCCCCCGCGUGACGAGGGCAUCGGAUGGGUCCGACACAGACUUCACCAUCCACAUCAGGGACGUUCAACCCGUGGAUGCCGGCACCUAUUACUGUGUGAAGUUCACCAAAACGGGGUAUGGUGAUGAGGUGUUUCGGCGUGGAAAGGGCACGCAGGUGUCUGUACACGGUGACCAAACCCACUGUGCCGGUGGGCGGACGAAAUCCUCCUACGACAUGUCCAGCACCGUGACGCUAACGCUGGAGGCGGACGAUGUCCGCUCGCGGCUCAUCUGCGAGGUGCGGCACCCCACGCUGACGGGCCCGCUGAGGGGGACGUACCGGCUCAGCCAAGCCCUGCGAGUUUCCCCCAGUGUCCGUGUGGUCGCUGACCCGCCAAGCCCCGUUGAGGUGAACAAGACCGUGAACUUCACCUGCAACGUGAAGGAUUUUUACCCAGGAGUUGUGGCCGUCACCUGGCUGGAGAACGGGACAGAGAUGAACGUGGAGAAUGUCUCCCGGCUGGUGGAGACCCCCCAGGGCUUGUUCAAGCUGAGUAGCGUGGUGGAGAUCAAAGCGGUGGAGGAGAAGAACGAGUCGGUGUUCACAUGCCGUGUGGUGCAUGAUUCCCAGGCCCCCAUCGAGAGGAUGGCCACCCUGUGGAUCACCACCCCAGUCAGGGACGGAAUGAGUGACGCAUCCCAGACAAAUAACGGCAAUUUGCUCUCAAUCUAUAUCGCGGUGGCAGUGGUCUGCACUGUGCUGGCCCUGCUGGUGGCUGCAAUUCUUUACCUCAUCCGGGUGAAGCAGAGCAAGGGUAAAAGCUCGCCAUCUGCUAGGUUACAUGAGCCAGAGAAGAGCAGCGAGGCCACUACCCAGGAAUCUGACCCCAACAACCUGACCUACGCAGACCUGAACUUUGAGAGAGAGAGGAAGACCAUCCGGCGGAUGGUGGAGAUGAGUCAGCAGUCGGAGUACGCCUGCAUCCAGACCAACCGAGCACCCAAUGGUGAUGACAACCUCACCUAUGCCGACCUGGACAUGGUGCACCUCAGCAAGGCACCCAAGCGUCCAGCCCCGCACCCCGAGGAGGCCGGCUCCGAGUAUGCCAGUGUCCAGAUCCCGAGAAAGUGA
Charadrius vociferus (killdeer) is the source of this 1950-nucleotide messenger RNA. RefSeq names its product tyrosine-protein phosphatase non-receptor type substrate 1-like. Bases 1 to 1950 code for a protein of 649 amino acids. Gene Ontology annotation, cellular component: plasma membrane. The transcript has 12 exons. Lineage: Eukaryota; Metazoa; Chordata; Aves; Charadriiformes; Charadriidae. The record is from RefSeq and is a predicted model, not a curated record.